UACUGAAUAUUUAAUUGUUUUGAGGUCCACACAGGUUACCUCCAACGCUGACAGUAAUUGGCCACAGCAGCGCAGGUAAACCUCUGUCGACCAAUCAGCAGCGCAGCAUGCAAAUGAAGCAGGUGUCAGGAGGGAGUGGAGGAAACAGUUCAGAAUAAUACCGAGGAGGCGUCUUCAGCACUUCACCGGGAUGAAGGUUUGAACGAGAAGGUCUGCGGGCUCACUUCAGAGGGAGAUGAGAACUUUCACCUGUCAGGGGAGGAGCCAGGAGGACUGACGGCCAAAAUGUAAAAGUCCAGGGUUUGAAAUGUGAUCAGGAAAGAGGGAGUGUGACAGAGCUGUUCCGGAUGGACCUGGGGCUGGAGUCCAGUUUAUGGGUCGGGAACAAAAGAUACCGGGCGGUGCUGACAGGAUGGCACUUCAGAUGGACCGAGGUGGAUAAGAAGAACCGAGACAAGAAGACAGUUUCAGUACCUGUGGCGGAGGUGGUUGGCGUGGAGGAGGGUCGGGUGGAGAUCCUGCCCCAGAAGUCAGUAGAAGACACAGACAAAGAUUUCACAGUUUUCUACGUGAAGCGUAGCAGCAGUGGGGGUUCCUAUGGGUUGCUAUGGAGACUGGGCCGGAUCCAGUUCAGCUGCGCCAGUCGGGUUCUACGAGACCAGUGGACGAAACACCUGAGGACCGCUCUCAAAACUCACAGUCCGUUGCGUCCACAUAGACUGCUGGUGUUCAUCAACCCUUUUGGAGGGAAGAAGAAAGGAAGACAGAUCUAUCAUUCUCUGGUGGCUCCUCUGUUUGAGCUGGCUGGUAUAAGCUCUCAUGUAAUUGUGACUGAGCGGGCGAACCAGGCCAGAGAUCAUCUCCUGAAGAAAGACCUGACAGGUUUUGAUGGUGUGGUGUGCGUGGGCGGGGAUGGCAUGUUCAGCGAAUUACUUCACGGUUUGAUCGGGCGGACGCAACAAGAGGCCGGCCUUUGUGAGAAUGAUCCCACUGCCGCCCUGCAGCCGUGUCCGCUGCACAUCGGCAUCAUCCCUGCAGGUUCUACAGACUGUGUGUGUUACGCCACUGUGGGAGUGAUCGACCCCGUCACUUCAGCUCUGCACAUUAUCAUCGGAGACUCCCAGCCUCUGGACGUCUGUUCCGUUCGUCAAUCCUCUGCUCGGGUGCGCUACUCGGUGUCUCUGCUGGGCUAUGGCUUCUAUGGAGACGUGCUGGCUGAGAGUGAAAAACAUCGCUGGAUGGGACCUCUGAGAUACGACUAUUCAGGCACAGUGGUGUACCUGAGCAACAGAAGCUACUCGGGCGUAGUGCAGUAUCUACCAGCAGACCCACUGCUCUCCAGCCCCAGAGAUAAAACACGCUGCCUCGCCGGGUGCAGUGUGUGUUCCAGAAGCACAGAAAGACUUUUCCCCCACUCGUCUGAUUCGGGCUCCCUGUACAGCUCCCACUUCAGCCAGUUCAGCCCCGGCUCAGAAGGUCAGUGGGUGAGUGUGGAGGGCAGGUUCAGGUGUAUCUCUCUGACUUGUAUGUCCAGCUCAUGUGCCAGGAGUCCUCUGGGUCUUUCACCUUCUGCUCACCUGGCGGAUGGAACCGGGGACCUCGUCCUCGUGUGGGACACUCACCCUCUGGGCUUCCUCAAGUUCCUCCACAGGCACACGAGCACACAGGACCAGUUCGACCUGCCCUUCGUUGAGGUCCAUCGCGUGAAGGCAGUCCGCUUCUCUGCGCCGUCUGGCAGAGAGGAGCAAGAAUAUGAAGAAAUCGGAGGGCUUAGCGGCGAGACAGAUGAAGGACAGAGAGAAUAUGUGGACACUGUUAGCAGGAACGGAUCUCGGCAGCACCUGGCAGAGAGAGCCGUGACACACGAGCAGAAAACAGCGACUCCCUUCCUGUGUGGUUUGUGCUGCAGAAAGUCUCCCGCUGUGUCGGUGUGGAACUGCGAUGGAGAGAUUCUGCCUUUCACCGACAUCGUCUGCAAGAUACAUGGCCAGUUGGUGCGUCUGUACGCUCGGGGCAUCGAGGACGGAGCAGCCAUACGCAACAGUGAAGAAAGGGACGAGUGUCAAAGGAUAUGCAUCCCAAAUAGUUUUAAAUAAGUGAAGAAUGGUGUCUAUAUGGUGAGGCUAAUGAAUUUAAAAACACUAGCCAGCUGCACAAUCUUUUAUGGCCAAAGCGUUCCUAAUAUUUCAGGUACUUUUAUACAUUUUCUCAUUGUAAUAAUGAACAAAAGCUAUUUAUUCUUAAAUGUCUGUGUGCUCGCUGAACACUUCUCGGUAAAAACAGUUAACAGUUAAAUUUUACUCUCAUCUUUGGUGCAGGUGGUUUUGCACAAAAGAUAUUUCAAGGUCCCAUAUGAUGAAAAUCAAUUUUUAUCGUCGUUCUUUUACGUUUUUGUCGUCAUUAUGAACUUGAAGAUUUAAAAUUGAAGCUGUUGAGAUAUGAAGACAUUUACUUCUGAUAUUCCUCAAGAGGACAGCAGCUGCCUUAAAACCAGAUGUUUUACAGCUGAAAAACACUCUGCGGGGACGUGUGAGAGUUUGAUUAAAGGGGACACAAUAUGGGAUGUUUAACAUGGUACUGUGUACAGUGCGUGUGCAGUUUUUAUUCUGUAAAUUUUAUUUAUGUCCACUUGAGUUUCCAGAGAAUAAAGUCAUGGAAAAAACCAACAGAAGUUGUAAGACAGAAAACCUCUUUAUACAAUAAAAGGGAUUACCCUUU
Acanthochromis polyacanthus (spiny chromis) is the source of this 2718-nucleotide messenger RNA. RefSeq names its product ceramide kinase family protein. Gene Ontology annotation, molecular function: kinase activity. The transcript has 13 exons. NCBI's taxonomy places the organism in Eukaryota, Metazoa, Chordata, Actinopteri, Pomacentridae. The record is from RefSeq and is a predicted model, not a curated record. The coding region runs from base 348 to 2096 and encodes 582 amino acids.